AUGGCUCCCGUCCCGGAGGCCUAUUUCCCGUCCCUGGACAAAUGCUUCUCCGGGGACGUUCAGCUCUUGUCUUGGAAAAGAGCUUUUCUUCACACCCUCGAUCCUGAAGGUCAUGCCGAUGGAGGCGCGAUCAACGCCUUCCUUUCACAUCCCGACAGCAUUCGCCUGCUUUCCGAGAGCCUGAAGCCGUUCCCUUCUCCUUCUGCAAAAUCCAAAGCCGAAUUCGAUUCCAAAACCGCUGCUAUUCAUGUCGAGACCAAUGGCCAGAGCUCCUUCAAUCUUCAAGAAAUCAAAGCCGACACUCUAUGGUUGAGCGAAAAGGCCAAAAUCGAUGAGGUAUCUGCUCUUCGGAUUGCUGUGCUGGAAUGGCAGGACCGCCCGGCGACGCGCCUCAACCUCGGCUUCUCUAGCGAAGAGGCGACGAGUCUACAAAGCGCGACUGGAACCGAGAACUUUCGAGGCUCUUUGGCCGGUCCCCACUUGGCCGCCAUUCUGAGCCAGACAGGCCGAAACGAAAGUAUUUCGUCAUUUGAUUCAGAAAAGAAUAGACGCCUACGGUUGCGAGAGUUGUAUCUUUCUGAGGCAACCCAUGUAUUGAAAACACUUCGCAAACUGCUCGCUCUGUCCCUGCAUGAUUCGGCAUCUGAAAAUGGCUCGAACAAAUCUUCCAUCUCAGAGCGCAAGCUCGCUUUGCAAAAAUUGGGAGCCACAAUUUUCCAGCCCAAAUCGUUAGGUGCAAAAUUUGACCAGUUUGUCCAGGACUGCAUAACUUCAAUACGCAGUCGUUUGACGGCUUUGGAAAGCAACGGGGGCUGGCUGAGCACCGCAGAGAGCAGCGAGGAGAUUGAAGGGAUCUGGAGAACAAGCACUGUGGAAGAAGUAGUUCACAUAUUGCAACUUGUGUUCCACCAGCUCUCGGCCUCGGCGGAAAUCCCAACAGCUGAGCUUUUGCUGUCUUGGCUUGAGCUCAUGACCGAAUAUGGCUUCUUACAAACAAUACAAGUGCCUUGUCAGCAACCAGAGGAACUGCUGCUGCCCCUACAGUCUUUCGCCUCACUUACCACAUUAGCGUUCCUGAAAAUUCCUGAAACCAUUACCUCAAUCUUGAGUCGCAAGCAUUCCGGAUACUCGUCGCAACCAUACUUCUUGUCCAAACAGAAACUCCCCAAAAUUAAUGAAACCUUUCUCGGCGUAUGUGGGGAUGUGGUCCUUGCAAACCCGGCAGUUCUUGCAUGGGGCUUGAUUCUCAAUACUCUCGGAGAAUUGGCAAACAGCGACAAAGGGACAAGAGAACAACAGCAACUUGACUUGGCCGUCGAUUCGUUCCAAUCGAAUACACAGCACGCAGGAACAACCCAAGAGUUAGAGCACACGCUUUGGGAAGACUUGCUCGACUGUGCCCGAACCCCGGUACACACUGCCGAGGAAUCUAUCUCAAUCUUGACAUCUGAUCUCGUGAAAGAAUCUGUUUUUUGUACUAUUCCCAUUCUCUCUUCAAAGAUCGGGUGCAUGUCAGCUGUCGACGAUGGUUUGACAGCCCGGUGGAUUCGCCUGUGUCUCCUUGACUGCAUUAGAGUUGCAGUUAUGUUUUUGGAAUAUACAGAUGUUGUGGAGUCUGUGCUGUCAAUUUUGGAAUACGAGGACAGUGGCUUUUCGACUGAUCGGGACACGUUAGGGCCCGCCAGUGACCCCAAGUGUGUAUUUGCCAAAGACCGCUAUCUGAUGGACAGCAUCUUCAAUGUCGCUCGUUCACGCUUCCCGUAUGAAACCUCGCCUUUUCUGCGCCUUUGCCGGGUUCUUGUCAGUGGGCACAAUUUGAAUGAUGAUGGCUUGCCAGAGAUUCUCGAUAAGCUUGAAAAUAUGCAUUCAUUCACGCAGAUAAUGGAGCCUCAUUUCCAAGGCUAUGCAACAAUUCGAGAGGAUGAGGACGCAAACUUUGUGGCUUUGCUUCAACCUCUCCCAAUGUUCGAGAUCGCAUCUCACCAUCAUCAUUUGGAAGAAUCAUCAAGCAAUGCUUUGAUCGUCAGCGGCUCUUCCCAACUCCCUUCGCAGACAAUUGGUCAGGUAAUCUCUGAUUCAAAGCCAGCAGUCAUCAAGUGGGCACAUCAAUACUCCUGUCUGAGUUUCUUGGGGAGCUGGCUUGAAGAGUGGAGCGAAAAUGGUGGGCAAUCACCCGGAUGGUCUGAUGACAUCGGUACAGAUAUCAUUGCACUCCUGACGGAACUAAUUGCCAAUUCCAAGACAUCGUGUACCGAAGCGGCCAGCGGGAAGCGUAUUCUGGAAUUAGCUAGCGACGGGCUAUCCAAGCAGGGUGACAUUAUAUCUGUUGUCUUUGACAUUUUCGAACGCAACCUGCAAAACACUGGCUCACGAGGAGACGCCGCCAAAUCUUCAGGUGCAGCCAUGGCAUGCUUGGGUUUCAUCAAAGCCCUUAUCAAGGUUCUCCCCAGCCGUGUAUGGCCAUUCCUGGGCCGGAGCAGCUUUAUCGGGUCCGACGGUAAAGGCGGCAUGAUGAGCGCAAUCAUCUCAGCUUUGGAGGUUCCUUCGGGCGACUAUCCGUUCCUAGUCAGCUGCGUUGAUCUUGUCGAAGCAGUGAUCAAUGAUGCGGCGUCCCGAGCAGUGUUGCGGAAGAGCCCGGGCAGCGUGUCAAGCAAAUCAACCAUUGCUUCUGACUGGAGUGCGGGUGUUCCUUCCCACGUCAUGAGGAACAUUCUGUUGAAUUUUACCCGGGUGAUGGUCGAGAUCUUCAACAGCAACGGCAGCUGGAGGUUUAACUUGCCUGAACAAAGGUUCAAGAUCAACUCAAUGCUCGCUGCCUCCUUUAAGCGUAUUUUGUAUUAUGCUUACGGAAUCAACGAUGGUCCCAAGUUAGAUUCAAAGGUCACCGGUGUCUUCUCUGCUUCCGCAGCUUAUAUCCUGGAUGCCUUGCGACCUCAGUCUACCACAGACCUGACUUUCAACCCGAUUCUUCGACUUAUCACUGAAGGUCUUCAGGCUCCUCCCACACUCCACCUCCGAUACCUCAAGCUAGUCGAAAACCAGGUCAAUUCUACACUGCAGCUUUGUAUCAAACUUGUACAAGCAGCCCAACUGGCCGAGAAACCUACUUCCCUUCUUGAGGAACAGUUGUUCAAGGCAAGCCCGGUUCUUGUCAAGCUUUAUGCCCUGCAUGAUCCUUUCAAAUUACCGGUUGUGUCGAUGCUUGAGAUCUUGAUCUCCAGUGCUGCUUCGAUUCCAGACAACGAGCCACCAUCCCUUGUUGGUCACCUCGGGGCCGAAUCAUCCUGCCUGUUCCUCGAUGUAUUAUCGCAGCUUGACAAGCCCUUGGGUGACACUUCCUUGCAGCUUGCAAUCUGGCAACUUCUAUCAACAUUCGUCAGCAAACGUCAGCAGUGGCUUGCAGUCUUCAUUUUGACAGGAGCAUCUCCUCGCCAGACUCUGAAGAAAGAGGCGUCCUCCGAUGGACUCAAAAUGCGAAGUUCGCCUUUCCUGCAGAUGGCGCUUGAAAAGUUGUCUCACAUCGACCAACUGGAGCCGCAGGUGGCUUUGGCGUUGCUUCAAUUUAUUUCUCGUGCACAAGAAAAUUGGCCUUGGGCAACUCCUCAUAUCGGCAAGCAUCCUCAGUUCUUCGCUAGCAUUAUCAACUACGUGUCAAAGUUGAAGAUUAGCAAAUUGCCGGUCAUGGACCAAAUUCAUAGCACGCGGAUUGCGGCUGUCGUCGCUGAUCUUUGCGCCGUCUACAUGCAUUCGGCCAAGGAAGUAAACGACCGCAGCUUUAUCAAGACUAUGAUUCCACUAGUAUCUUGGUUUUCUCAUGGCGCAGUUGAGGUCUCUGCUUUCAACGCUUCGUUGCACGCCAACUUGAAGAAGAACUUCGAGAAUCGAUACUCGGGUUGUAAAAUUGAUGACUUCAAGAGAACCUUGCUCGAAAUUCGUACCCCAGGGCCGGACUACUACUACGACUUGAGUAUGGCAGAGAAGCUGCUAUCCUACGACUUUGCCUGGGCUGGAACCCGGAACCGUGGAUUUGCCGACGAGUUUCAACGUGCGAAUAUCAACUUGUCUCUUGUCGAGGCACAGGUGGAUCUUCUCCAUAGCUGGAAGUUCUUCGCUAUCGAGCAUUGCACAGACUUCAUGCCUGAUCACGAAAUCCGCAAGUCAAUGGCAGUUGUCGCACAGAGUUGCCUAAUCGCCAACACCGAAAGCGGUGCUUCCGAGGCCGUCUUUGAACGAGUUAAGCAAACACGGGUCGACUUCGCCCAAGCUCUCCUUCAACAGCUUGUUGAGGUUGGUGCGAGAGGUGCCGAGGUCUUCCAGCUACUUGAAAUCGCCUGGAAAGCACUCCGAGCCCGGCACCCGACAUAUGAAGAUGCUCUGAUUCAUAAUGACACAGAGUAUUUCCGGUCUCUUUUGAAUGUUCUGUUCCUUGCUCUUCAGUUCCACUUGGAUAGUCCCUCUCGCGCUGCUCCCGAGGUCAUCAACAAGAAGGCUGAGAUCUCGUCGGAUUUGACGCUGAUCGUCGAAAUUGUCAAGACAGUUGUGGCACAAGGCUUCAGAACUCUCACCACAUAUCUGCACGAGGAGCCCGAAAAUUGCACGACAAAGGAUUUUGCCAUCAUCAUUGCUAUUCUCCAGACCAUCUUGCAAGUGAAGAACGCCGAUCGCCUGUAUGAGCAUAUCGUGUAUCACAUUGAAGAGAAUGAGACUGUUCGCCAUGCAACAACGCUCUUUUCUUGGGCCGAUCAACUAGCCGCCGCCGGUGACCCUGUUUACGCCCAGUACAGUGUCUCGAUCCUCGUCAAGAUGUCAACGCUACCGAUGCUCGCGGAGCACCUGGCUGUCGAGGCAGUCUUGAUGAAGCUUUCCACUUGCCGCCUUACCAACCUCCUCACCUCGACCAGUGGGUUCGGCCCCUUUGAUCAAGUUCCUCGUCUGUUCAGUAUCUGGACUGGAGGUUUCCUUCCCCUCUGCCUGAACCUCCUCUACAGUGUCAUGCGCACCGCACCGGAGGUUGCCGCCUUCCUGAACCAGUUCGAAGGCCGUCUCACCCGUGCCUCGGACGCAUUCUCCACUGCACAUGCGGGCACUACUGUGGCCCCAUCUGCCAGCUGGAUUACGCUCAGCAUGGCCUCCGAGGCCAAUUCACUCGGUCUGAUCUCCCACAUCCUUGACCGAUACCGAGAGGCCGGCGCCAGUGCCGGAAUCGACACCCAGGCCAUCCAGCCUCUCCAGUGGGACAAGGUGCAGGUCCAGGAGGAUAUUGAAGAACUUCUUGGUCGUCGCGCUGUUCUACGGACCCGCAUUGUCGCAACUUGUGAUAAGGAAAUGGAGUGGGCCCGGAAGAAGCCUCUCAGCGCGAGCUCUGGGGCCGAGAACCGGUUGGAGGAAAAGGUCGUCAAUCAGAUGAAGGCGACACUUGCCUGCAUCAAGGAGGAUUCAUGA
Penicillium nucicola is the source of this 5442-nucleotide messenger RNA. RefSeq names its product nucleoporin. The coding region runs from base 1 to 5442 and encodes 1813 amino acids. Lineage: Eukaryota; Fungi; Ascomycota; Eurotiomycetes; Eurotiales; Aspergillaceae. Gene Ontology annotation, cellular component: nuclear pore inner ring. Gene Ontology annotation, molecular function: structural constituent of nuclear pore. Gene Ontology annotation, biological process: RNA export from nucleus; protein import into nucleus. The record is from RefSeq and is a predicted model, not a curated record. The transcript has 4 exons.